GUUUUGGCUCAUACUUCCAUUCUAAUCUCCGUUGUCACUGUUACUGGGACUUGCUGCCACGUAUCCUUUGUUUAACAGGCGCUCAUUGAUGGCUACAUGAGGUAAGCAUGAGGCAAAGGCAAAGUAUAUAUGGUCUCUCCAAAAUCGGCUGCAAGAAAACUUCUCGGCCGUAUCAAUGAAAAUUGGUACUAUCAGGCAACAACGAAGGCACGAUGGAUGGACUUGAUAGGAGACUACGCUGGCGAUGAACCUUUCAUCAUCGAUGGAGAAUCCCUCAUACAAGGUGUCCUAGAUGAUCCUCUCCUCGCUAUUGGGCGUAACGACGACACCAGCUUCCAGGCUUUACACGCUAUUUACAGCCUCGAGAAUACCCUGAAAAGUUUUCUCUCUCGAAAAGCUAAUGUUGAGGUUGUCUUUUGGCGUAAUAACAUUCACGCUACAACUAGACUAGGACAAACACCUUUCGUACACUCUUCGCGACACUUGGCGCGGCAAAUUCUUCUCAAGCAUUUACAGCAACUCUCGAGUAUCGUCCCAAUGCAUCAGUUCGAUGAUCUGCAAGAUGGAUUUUGGAAGAAGUAUGAAGCCUCGAGAAAACCUAUGUUUGUGCUCAUCAGCGACAGCGUCCCCAGCCGCGACGCUCCUGCUGAUAGUCUUCACCCUGGCUACAUCGCGUGUCAACGGAACUUCAUCUUUGAAAUCCUAUCCUUUGGACUGCCUGUAGCUUUACUCAACGGGUUGGAGUUCAGAGACUCCAAGAUCUUGUCUUUUGUCAUUGAAAGGACGUCUGCUACUAGGGACUCCGUCCCUCCUUGGUCCCCAAUCGCACCGAUAUACAAUCGAAUGGAUCUGGUUAGCCAAAAAUAUGGCGUCUCGGAGAUAUUUCAGUGUUCUGGACCGUUGUCUUGUACACAUGAAGUUCUCGAAAAGAUUUGUCAGCUAUUCUUCGUUGAUGAUUCAUUCUUUGGGUCCAUAAAUCCAUCUCAGGAACCUUUAAUGGAAGAACUUUUAGCUGCAUUUCUUCUUCACAUCUUCAGCCUUCCGGAGUUGCCUCUGAAGGCUCGAAUCCAAUCCCCCAUCGAAGUCCCAUCAGAUUUGCAGGACAUUUUGCGACAGUCCUUCCUCCCUCGGCUUUUCUUUUUGGCCUCUUCCAUUCUCCAAAGGGCCACUAUUGGUCUGGAUAUCGAUCUCCACAUUUUUUUCGUGCUCCUUCAGUAUCUCGGCCGCGGAAUGUCUUUGGCUUCAGCUGUUCGCGCCGAUAUCAUCAUGCAGGCAAAGAAUAUUUGGCUCGGUGACCAUUUUCCUCAUCACUUCCCGUGCCUGAAGGCUUUCACUGGGGGUGCUCCGCAGUCUCCCAGUGUUUCAUCUUCUAUCUCAAGUAUAACAAGUGACAGUGAGGUAGAGGAUGACUGGGAGGAGGAUUCAGAUCUAGGAGCAUGGGAUGCAUCUGACUCCGAAUCUGAAACGAACCCUCAGGAACCCAUUCUGAUAUCCACAUCCCAAGCACAAACUCAACUCCUACCGUUCUCCCACCCCGUCUUUGACAAGGCACUCCCUUCAAUUAACAUCCCCACUGCCGGUGACGAUCGACCACUUAAGUCGAGCAAAUUCCUCAACUUUUCGGUAUUGUUUUCGGAUACGCGUCACUGGCAGAAUCGCAAGAAGAUCAUCUCCCCUGGCCAGAAGCCUCCGGUCGUAAAUUGGCGUGUUCUCCGUUCCAAUCAGCGGUACAUUGCCAAUUUGCAACAUCAAGCGGAAACAUUGACGGGAGCGUCGGGCAGAGGGCUUCAACAGAUUACUAUUACUGUUGAUUCUGCAGCAUCGAAGAAGCCUGAAAGGGGUCCUAACCUGUCGAUUAAGACGACGAAGCAAGUCAAGCUCACAAAGAAGGAACAGCUGAAGAAGGAUAUCCAGGAAAAGAAGAAUGCCGAGAAGGAGAGCAAGACACGACAAUGGUUUCUUAAUCAGCUGAGCGCUAUGUCCGAGAAGACGACCCGGCAGAAGCUCGAUCUACUAGAGCAACUAGCUCGUAGUCCCCGUAUGGUAGACCCUUGGCUCGCCGUCGAACAUCUCAUGUACAAGGUGCAUCUUCUCCUCAAGAUGUGGAUUGAAAACUCCGAUCACGAAAAGGACUCUGUUCGGGAUCGUUAUACCGUAACAAUCAUGCGACUUGUGAAGGAUAUCCGUGACAAAGGAGCUACUACUGCAGCGCGAGGGAAAGCGUUGUCUGCAGUCUUGACGAGUUUUGGUUUCUCGACUUACAUUAACGGGUUUGUUAUGGUAGCAGAGCCGCCAACGCCUUGUCCGUUGGCAUUCGACUUUGUGAAGUUGGUUCGAUCAAAGGGAGACGUUCUUUAUCCCUGGAUGAAGAUAACUGAGCAUUCUAUUCUCUGGCAGCUCCGGCUUUUUGGACCAUAUAUGGACCGCUCUAUGGACGGCAGUUUUGAUAGGCGUAAAGUUCUCGAUUGCAUCGAUGAUCCCAACCAUUCUAUGCUUGUCGUUGCUCCGACUAGUGCUGGAAAGACGUUUAUCUCAUUCUACGCGAUGGAGAAGGUUUUGCGCGAGUCAAAUGAUGGCAUUCUAGUCUAUAUAGCGCCGACAAAGGCCCUUGUCACUCAGAUUGCUGCUGAGGUUUAUGCUCGUUUCAGCAAGAAGGUUCCCAAUGGGAAUUUAUGGGCGGUCCAUACACGAGACUACCGUAUCAAUGAACCGCACAACUGCCAGAUUCUUAUCACUGUGCCAGAAAUGCUUUCGAUUAUGCUGUUAUCACCUCCACUUGCCUCCAAAUGGACACCUCGAAUUAAAAGAAUUAUUCUCGAUGAAAUUCAUUCCAUCGGCCAGCAGGAAGGAGGCUCUGUUUGGGAGCAAAUCAUCCUUCUCGCGCCAUGUCCAAUCAUUGGAUUGUCGGCAACCGUCGGAGAACCGGAGACUUUCAACGACUGGCUUGCAUCAGUUUCGCGAGCACAUGGAUACAAGCAUACAUUCAUUCAGCAUAAACACCGCUAUUCACAUCUUCGAAAAUUCUUCUAUCGUCUGGAUGGGUUGAAGAGCCUACGGCCAUUUCAAGGACAUGAAUCGUAUCAGCCGACGUCUAGGAUGAGAUUCCUCCAUCCACUGUCAACAUUGGCCUUUGGUCCGCGGGCCCUUCCAGAGGAUUUAUCGCUGGAGCCCUCCGAUACGCUGUCACUCUACGGCGCAAUGAGCCAACGCAAGGACCUAUCCAUUAACUUAGUCAGGCUCGACCCUACUCGAUUCUUUUCCCCUGUCAAAGGAUUGUUGAAGCAGAAGGACAUCCUGCGAUAUGAAACUGAUCUCAAGAAUGCGCUUAUGGAUCUGCCACCGUCAUCUCGGAACGAAGUUAUCCAUGAUCUUGCUGACAAAGACAUCCCGCAGGGCACAAAAGAUAAGGAACCUAGCCACCAGAGCUUCGAGAGAGGACUUUUACCGCUCGUGGCUGAUCUUCAUGCUCGCGGCGAACUGCCUGCCAUUUUAUUCAACUUUGACCGAGCGCUUUGCGAAGAUGUUGCCGAAUUACUUCUGAAAGAACUCUUGGAGUCAGAGUUGGUUUGGAAAUCAAGGAGCCCAGAGUGGCAGAGGAAAUGUCAGCAAUGGCAGAAGUGGCAGGAUAGUUCCAAGGCUCGUAUCCGUGAAGAGAAGACUUCAUUUGUGCGUGUCAUUCAGUAGAAAUAUACGAAUUUAAUGAUCCAUGGG
Messenger RNA from Desarmillaria tabescens, 3711 nucleotides. RefSeq lists its product as uncharacterized. Gene Ontology annotation, molecular function: nucleic acid binding; ATP binding. NCBI's taxonomy places the organism in Eukaryota, Fungi, Basidiomycota, Agaricomycetes, Agaricales, Physalacriaceae. Bases 130 to 3684 code for a protein of 1184 amino acids. The transcript is spliced from 14 exons. Gene Ontology annotation, cellular component: cytoplasm. The record is from RefSeq and is a predicted model, not a curated record.